This is a messenger RNA of Thermothelomyces thermophilus ATCC 42464, 2097 nucleotides long. RefSeq lists its product as uncharacterized. NCBI's taxonomy places the organism in Eukaryota, Fungi, Ascomycota, Sordariomycetes, Sordariales, Chaetomiaceae. Gene Ontology annotation, molecular function: DNA-directed DNA polymerase activity; damaged DNA binding. The transcript is spliced from 2 exons. Bases 140 to 1999 code for a protein of 619 amino acids. The record is from RefSeq and is a predicted model, not a curated record. Gene Ontology annotation, biological process: error-prone translesion synthesis. Gene Ontology annotation, cellular component: nucleus.
CAAAGAUCGAAAAUAGCACAUAUCUUCAAUCACGAACCUAAGCGGCCCACCUGGCCAGUUAUGCGGACCACUCUGUCGUCAUGACUAUCCGCUCUUCCCUUCGGCCACGGCGCGGAUCUCCUGCAAUCAACCUCGGGAAAUGACAUCCGAGGCGCAACCAUACGAUGACGAGCUACCUGAAGAGGUCGGGAAGAGGAGCGCCGAAGCAGCAACUGAUCACGCAUCACUCAAAUAUUCGCUACUGGGCCCCUCCCUGACCAAGGCCGGCCAGGACUCGGUUGACCAAUCCAAGGUCUCGGAGAUCAUCUACAAUGUAUCUAAGGGUUCCAAAUUUUUUAAUCAUGAAGAAGCCAGGGAUAGGUCCCUCACCGCCAAGAUCGAAGGCAUCCUGGCCAAGAAGCGCCAGCUUGAGACGCUGGAUCUCUCUCGGGAGCUCCGGGCAGCCGACAACCUGCUCGCUCAGCUUGAGCUGUCCCGCGAUCUGUCACAGUACAUUGUGCAUAUUGACUGCGACGCUUUCUAUGCCGCUGUAGAGCAGCUGGACCAGCCAGGGCUGAAGGACGUUCCCUUUGCCGUCGGCGGUGGUGUCUUGACCACUUGCAACUACGUCGCUCGCAAGUUCGGCUGCCGGAGCGGUAUGGCCAGCUUCGUGGCAAAGAAGCUGUGUCCUGAGCUGAUCGUUCUUCCUCUCAAUUUCGAUAAGUACAACGCAAAGGCAGCGGAAGUGCGGGAGAUUCUGGCGACCUACGACCCGCGAUUCGAGAGUGCUAGCAUCGACGAGGCCUAUCUCAAUAUCACCGAGUACUGUCUCAGGCAUGACAUGGACCCUGCUGAUGUGGUCUCUCAUAUGAGGAGGGAGAUUCAUGAGAAGACGCACAUCACCGUUUCGGCAGGCAUCGCAGCGAAUGCGCGACUUGCCAAGAUCUGUUCCAACAUAAACAAGCCUAACGGGCAAUACGUCCUGCCUCGCGAUCGGACUGCUAUUAUGGACUUCAUGCGUGAUCUCCCCUGCCGCAAGGUGAAUGGCAUUGGAAGAGUGCUGGAGCGCGAACUCGGGUCGGUCGGCAUCAAGACCUGCGGUGAUAUUUAUACCCAGCGGCAGUAUUUGGAUCGUCUUUUUGGCCAGAAGACAUAUGAGUUCUUGCUCCGCUGUUACCUCGGCCUGGGACGUACGAACAUCCAGCCCGCCGACGAGUACGAGCGCAAGAGUGUGGGUACCGAGAGCACAUUUCGAGAAAUGAGCGAUCCAGUUCAGCUGCGGGAGAAGCUACGGCGGACGGCAGAAGAACUCGAGGCAGAUCUGAAGAGGGCCGAAUGCAAAGGCCGAACGCUCUGCUUAAAGGUUAAGCUACACACCUUUGAAGUCCUUACGCGGCAAGUUGUGCCGCCGAAGGCCGUAUGCCUGGCAGAUGACCUGUACAAAUACUCGCUACCCAUGCUAGCAAAGCUGGAACAAGACAUCCCCGGUUUGAAGUUGCGUUUAAUGGGGCUUAGAUGCACCCAUCUCGUCAGCACGAAGAAGCUGGAUGCGAGAGCCUUCUUCGGGCUGAGGCCACAGGACACCAGGUUCUCCGAACAGGCAGAGGAAGCCAGUCGUCCUGAGAUUGAGAGACUCGGUGGGGAUGAUACGCGGGAGCAAUCGCCUCAGGAUCGGGUUGUAUCUCUCGCCGGCGGUGGCGUGGGCUCUCGACGGCAUGGGAAAGAACGAGUACCUAACCCGACAAACGAGGAGCAUCCGACAGCCAAAGCAGAACUCUGGGAUUGCCCCGUCUGCUCCAGGCCGCAGCCGGCAGAAGAGCGGCAGUUCAACGAGCAUAUUGACCUUUGUUUGUCGCGACAGGCAAUCAGGGAUACCAUUCAACAAGAAGCAACUGCGCAGCAACCACAGCAGCAACAGUUCGAGAGGGGCAUGCCAGGAGUACAGAAAGCUAAGGGGAAGAAAAGGGGGCGGCCACUAGCAUUGGCAGACCCUAGGCAAAAAAAGCUUUGUUUCGGAUGAGGUUUGGUUGAGGGCAAUAUCCAGUAGCCUCGUAGGAUUGAUGAUUGAAGACUUCAACGUCACCCGCUUUCUCGCUGGUCGGCCGUGUCCGGAUCCUG